AUGGCCGAGGGCCGCGCCUUCUUCGACAGCUUCUUCUCCGGCGCCCUCGAGCGCGCCAACCUCGACGAUGCCAGCCUGCGGCCGUCGCCCGGCGCAGCCUCGUCCUCGGCGCACGCGCUGGCCGGAAACGGCCUCGACUGCGGCUCUGGCCGGCCCUCCGCCGCCGAGCUGGCAGCUGGCGAUGCCCUCAACGGCGCCGCAGCGUCCGAGGACGGCGACGCCGAGGAGGAGGCGCGGCGUGCCGAGGCGCAGGACCAGCUGGGCCAGAGCGCAUCGGUACCCAGCCGCGUGUCGGCGGGCCAUCGACGGCGCUGCUCAGCCGCCAGAGCAGCUUCGGCGGCACGCGCACGCCCGUCAUGGACAAGGACGGCCUCGGCUGGCCCGCCAAGGCGACGCUCGACCGCCUGAACCACACGCCGGCGCAGGCCGCGGCGAACCAGGCACGGCUGGCGGGCGCCGUGCACACCAUUCUGCAGUGUCUGGGCGAAGACCCGGACCGCGAGGGCCUGAAGCGCACGCCGGAGCGCUAUGCGAAGGCGCUGCUGUGGAUGACGCGGGGCUAUGAGGAGCGGCUGAGUGACGUCAUCUCCAACGCCGUCUUCGACGAGGACCACGACGAGAUGGUCAUUGUGCGCGACAUUGAGAUCUCGAGUCUGUGCGAGCACCAUCUGGUGCCCUUCCGCGGCAAGGUGCACAUUGGCUACCUGCCGAACCGCCUCGUCAUUGGUCUGUCGAAGCUGGCGCGCAUCGCCGAGACGUUUGCGCGCCGGCUGCAGGUGCAGGAGCGCCUGACGAAGCAGAUUGCGCUAGCCGUCGAGGAGGCCAUCCAGCCGCAGGGCGUCGCCGUCGUCGUCGAGGCGUCGCACAUGUGCAUGGAGAUGCGCGGCGUGCAGAAGGUCGGCGCCCAGACCGUGUCGAGCUGCAUGCUCGGCGUAUUCCGCAGCCAGAAGGCGACGCGCCAGGAGUUUCUGGAUCUCAUCAACAAGCCGCGAUGAAGCGGUCACAGGACGGCGUCAACCGCCAGGUCCUCUAGUCAUCUCGCUUCCCAUUCCGUACCUAGACCAGGCGCCCCCCGCGUCUGCAGCAGCGCACGCUGCCAUCCUCGCCUCGUGCUGCCUCGUUCCCGCCUCUGCCCGCUCCUCGACGUCACACAGCAUCUCUCAUCAUCGCACCUUCUUGCUCCUCAGUAUCACGUCCCGGUCCACUAGCCCACUUGUAUCACCCUCAAACGCUCAACUCGUUGCCUGCCGCAUCUGCAAGCACAUUCUAAUCAGCCAC
Tilletiopsis washingtonensis is the source of this 1278-nucleotide messenger RNA. RefSeq names its product GTP cyclohydrolase I. The transcript has 5 exons. Lineage: Eukaryota; Fungi; Basidiomycota; Exobasidiomycetes; Entylomatales. Gene Ontology annotation, biological process: tetrahydrobiopterin biosynthetic process; tetrahydrofolate biosynthetic process. Gene Ontology annotation, cellular component: cytoplasm. The record is from RefSeq and is a predicted model, not a curated record. Gene Ontology annotation, molecular function: GTP cyclohydrolase I activity; zinc ion binding; GTP binding. Bases 357 to 995 code for a protein of 212 amino acids.